UAGAUCAUCAAAAAAAUGGAAGAUGGAAAGCCCGUUUGGGCUCCACAUCCCACAGAUGGAUUUCAGAUGGGCAAUAUUGUGGAUAUUGGUCCAGACAGCUUAACAAUUGAACCUUUAAACCAAAAAGGGAAGACAUUUUUGGCUCUUAUAAACCAAGUGUUUCCUGCAGAAGAGGAUAGUAAAAAAGAUGUGGAAGAUAACUGUUCACUGAUGUACUUAAAUGAAGCCACACUCCUCCAUAAUAUCAAAGUACGAUAUAGUAAAGACAGGAUUUAUACAUAUGUGGCUAACAUCCUGAUUGCAGUGAACCCAUACUUUGACAUACCUAAAAUAUAUUCUUCAGAAACAAUUAAGCAGUAUCAAGGAAAAUCUCUUGGAGUAUUGCCACCUCAUGUCUUUGCAGUUGCUGACAAAGCUUUUCGAGACAUGAAGGUACUCAAAAUGAGUCAAUCGAUCAUUGUCUCUGGAGAAUCAGGUGCUGGCAAAACCGAAAAUACUAAAUUUGUUCUUAGGUAUCUCACGGAAUCCUAUGGUACAGGCCAAGAUAUUGAUGAUAGAAUUGUGGAAGCCAAUCCAUUGCUCGAAGCUUUUGGGAAUGCAAAGACUGUUCGUAAUAAUAAUAGCAGCCGUUUUGGAAAAUUUGUUGAAAUACAUUUUAAUGAAAAGAAUGCAGUUGUUGGUGGAUUUGUUUCACACUACCUUCUAGAGAAAUCUAGGAUUUGUGUUCAAGGCAAAGAAGAAAGGAAUUACCAUAUAUUUUACAGACUGUGUGCUGGUGCUUCUGAAGAUAUUAGGGAAAAGCUUCAUUUAAGCUCCCCAGACAAUUUUCGGUACUUAAAUCGAGGCUGCACUAGGUUCUUCGCUAAUAAGGAAACAGACAAACAGAUUUUACAGAACCGCAAAAGUCCUGAGUACCUUAAAGCAGGUUCCUUGAAAGAUCCUCUUUUAGAUGAUCAUGGUGAUUUCAACAGGAUGUGCACAGCCAUGAAAAAGAUUGGUUUGGGUGAUGAAGAAAAACUCGAUCUUUUCAGGGUUGUAGCUGGUGUCCUGCAUCUUGGAAAUAUUGAUUUUGAGGAAACUGGCAGCACCUCAGGUGGUUGUAACCUGAAGAACAAAUCUACUCAGUCUUUGGAGUGUUGUGCUGAGUUGCUGGGUUUGGAUCAAGAUGAUCUUCGAGUGAGUUUAACCACAAGAGUCAUGCUUACAACAGCAGGGGGCACCAAAGGAACAGUUAUAAAGGUACCUUUGAAGGUGGAGCAAGCCAACAAUGCACGUGAUGCUUUGGCAAAAACUGUCUAUAGUCAUCUUUUUGAUCAUGUGGUGAACAGAGUAAAUCAGUGUUUUCCUUUUGAAACAUCAUCAUUUUUUAUUGGAGUGUUAGAUAUUGCUGGUUUUGAGUACUUUGAACACAACAGUUUUGAACAGUUUUGCAUCAACUAUUGCAAUGAAAAGCUACAACAGUUUUUUAAUGAAAGAAUUUUGAAAGAGGAACAGGAACUCUAUCAAAAAGAAGGCUUAGGAGUCAAUGAAGUACACUAUGUGGAUAAUCAGGACUGUAUUGACUUAAUUGAAGCAAAGUUAGUGGGAGUACUGGAUAUUUUGGAUGAAGAAAAUCGCCUUCCUCAGCCAAGUGAUCAACACUUUACAUCUGCAGUUCAUCAGAAGCACAAGGACCAUUUUCGCCUUACUAUUCCCAGGAAAUCCAAACUGACUAUUCACAGGAACAUCAGAGAUGACGAAGGUUUUAUCAUCAGGCAUUUUGCAGGAGCUGUGUGCUAUGAAACAACUCAAUUUGUUGAGAAAAACAAUGAUGCUUUGCAUAUGUCUCUUGAGUCCUUAAUAUGUGAAUCCAGGGAUAAAUUUAUUCGGGAAUUAUUUGAGUCAUCCACAAACAACAACAAAGACACUAAGCAAAAAGCAGGAAAGCUUAGCUUCAUCAGUGUGGGAAACAAAUUCAAGACACAAUUAAAUUUGCUCCUGGAAAAAUUGCGUAGCACUGGAUCUAGUUUUAUUCGUUGCAUCAAGCCUAAUUUAAAGAUGACAAGUCACCAUUUUGAAGGUGCUCAAAUUUUGUCCCAACUUCAAUGUUCAGGAAUGGUGUCUGUUUUGGACCUGAUGCAGGGCGGUUUUCCAUCUCGAGCUUCAUUUCAUGAGCUCUAUAACAUGUACAAGAAAUAUAUGCCAGAUAAACUUGCUCGAUUGGAUCCAAGACUCUUUUGCAAGGCUCUUUUUAAAGCUUUGGGCCUAAAUGAACAUGACUACAAAUUUGGAUUAACAAAAGUGUUUUUUAGACCUGGAAAGUUUGCAGAAUUUGAUCAGAUAAUGAAAUCAGACCCUGAUCAUUUGGCUGAACUUGUUAAAAGAGUGAAUUAUUGGCUUGUCUGCAGUCGCUGGAAAAAAGUUCAGUGGUGUUCACUUUCAGUCAUCAAAUUGAAAAACAAAAUAAAAUAUCGUGCAAAUGCAUGUAUUAAAAUACAGAAGACUAUUCGAAUGUGGCUGUGCAAAAGAAGACACAAACCUCGCAUUGAUGGUCUUAUCAAAGUGCGCACGCUGAAAAAAAGACUUGACAAAUUUAAUGAAGUAGUGAAUGCUUUGAAAGAUGGAAAACCAGAGGUGAUCAAGCAGAUCAAGGAUCUUGAUGUUUCUAUUGAUGCUUUGAUAGCUAAAAUUAAGUCCACCCUGAUGACAAGGGAACAGAUACAGAAAGAAUAUGAUGCACUAGUUAAAAGCUCGGAACAACUCCUUAGUGCAUUACAGAAAAAGAAACAACAACAAGAAGAAGCAGAAAGACUAAGGAAAAUUCAGGAAGAAAUGGAAAAAGAAAGAAGAAGACUUGAAGAAGAUGAGAAACGCCGAAAAAAGGAUGAAGAAGAAAGGCGGAUGAAAUUAGAAAUGGAAGCAAAGAGAAAACAAGAAGAAGAGGAGAGAAAGAAGAGAGAAGAUGAUGAAAAACGUAUACAGGCUGAAGUGGAGGCACAAUUAGCCAGACAGCGUGAAGAAGAAACCCAACAACAGGCUGUACUUGAACAAGAACGUCGUGACCGUGAACUUGCUAUGAGGAUUGUUCAGAAUGAAGCAGAGCUCAUCAGUGAAGAAGCACAACUUGAUUUAGGAUUACGCAGAGAACAAAUGGCCAAAGAAAUGUCAGAACUUUUGGCUAGAGGUCCUGCAGUCCAGGCUACUAAAGCAGCUGCUGGAUCAAAGAAAUAUGAUCUUAGUAAAUGGAAAUAUGCAGAACUCCGUGAUACAAUCAAUACUUCUUGUGAUAUUGAACUAUUGGCAGCUUGUCGAGAAGAGUUUCAUAGAAGACUAAAGGUCUAUCAUGCUUGGAAAUCCAAGAACAAGAAGCGCAAUACAGAAACAGAACAACGUGCACCAAAAUCAGUUACUGAUUAUGAUUUUGCACCAUUUUUGAACAAUUCACCUCAGCAGAACCCAACAGCUCAGCUUCCUGCUAGACAGCAGGAGAUUGAAAUGAAUCGGCAGCAACGCUAUUUCCGUAUUCCAUUCAUUCGCCCUGCAGACCAAUACAAAGAUCCUCAGAAUAAGAAGAAAGGCUGGUGGUAUGCACAUUUUGAUGGCCCUUGGAUUGCCAGACAAAUGGAACUUCAUCCUGACAAACCACCUAUCCUUCUUGUUGCUGGUAAGGAUGACAUGGAGAUGUGUGAGCUAAAUCUUGAAGAGACUGGUCUAACUCGGAAACGUGGUGCUGAGAUUUUGCCCAGGCAGUUUGAAGAGAUUUGGGAACGCUGUGGUGGCAUCCAGUAUCUUCAAAAUGCAAUUGAAAGCAAACAGGCUCGGCCAACAUAUGCAACAGCCAUGCUGCAGAAUCUGUUAAAAUAAAUUCUGCCCACUAAGUAUAGAGCUGGAAACUCUGGCAGAAAUACAAAGGAAGGAUUCCUUUGUUUCCCAGAGGAUUUAAACAUUCCAUAAUCAUGCUAUAGAAACUUAAUAUAAAGUGAACGGAUUUUAUUAAUUAUGAGGGUUUAUUAAUUUUUACUUGCUGAGGGUUAGUUUCAAUAGAGAACUCUAAUUUUGAACUGGAACACUUUUUGUCCAGUAUUUUUCCAUCUUUGCCUCAUUAGUCUAGUGCAUCCUCCUUCAAAAGCCUCUCAAAAUUCUAACACUCAACAUAAGCCUAUAACAUGAGGCUAUGUUAUAUCUUAUAAUUGGAAUUGGAAGCCCUUAGCUUUAGUUUCUCACACAAUAAAGGUUAGAGAUUUUUGAAUAUGAUCAGGAUCUUGAUGUCUUAGUAGGCUUAGUAGGUGUCUGAAUCUAACUUUUCCAGGAACUCAUGAAAAUUGCCCCUAAAGUUAGAAACAUUAUUCCUUCCCUAUCUUUUAUUGAACUUUAGCUUGAGUGAAACAAUUCUUUAUGAAUUUUGGGGAAAAUCUUAAGUGUAUUUGAUAUAUUGUAUAAUAAAGGAGACGGUAAAUUUGAUAUCCUAAACAAUUUCCUCUUUUUUUGAAAUCUGAAAUGUGUGUUUCUUGAAGAACAUUAAUUUUAUUUUCCUUAGACAGAAAUAUAUACUUAGUUAAUAUAAAUAUUGAAUAGAAAAAUUGCAGAUAAUUCACUUAGAAAAAAGAAAAACAUAAGGGAAAAGUAUAUUAUGGCACACUGGAAUGUUUUAGGCUAAAUUCAUAUAUCUUUUCUGCUUUGUCUCUGCUGUGAUUCAAAUGAUAAUAUUACUAUUGUGUUAAGAUCUUAAAUCACAAUGUAAUUUUUGACUACUGUUUUUCAGUGAUUUUAAUUUUUUUAGGUCCAAUACUUUGCCUUUUGAAAAAUUUUUUGUACCUGUAGCAUUGUUUUAUAGGCUGCAUAAUUUAAGAAUUAUUUUGCUCAGUAAUUGCUAAUUUCUUUUAUCUAAAAUAAUUUCAAAAAUAUUUUUUCAUUGUUUUAAUUCUGAUAAAAUUAUCAGCAAUGUAAAAUUUGAUGUUUAUGAUAUUCAUACUAGAAAUUUGAAGGAAAAAGACAUAAUCUGGAUUGUGUUGGCAUUCUUUUAUCCUUUUCGUCCUGAGUCGAAAGUCUCAAUUUGGUUGUAGUGAAGAUUGCAAAUUAAAAAACAAAAUAUCUCCUUGAAUAUUUUUCUUUAAUCCUAUUGAAACUUUAGCUUUCAAAAUGAACUUUAGAAAGAAAACUAUAGUUAGGAAAAUAUUUCCCAACUGAUUAUAUAGUGUUUGUGUUACCAGAAUCACUAUUUUCAGAAUUACUCUUGUAAUAUGUGUGAAAAUGGUUUAGUACAAAAAUAUUUAUUUGUGAUUAUACUAUGCAAGUGAUUGACUUCUUUUACAGUAAGGAAAUGAACUCUAUUGAACUCAUAAUUAAACAUGUUAGUAUAGGUUUCUUUGAAGUCUAUUUUAUUUUAUAGAUUCACCUCAAUAUUGAGUUAUUUGGUUCCUUAAGUGUAUAAGUGGGGUAAGAACUGAAUGACCUUCAUCUUUUCCCAUCCCGCUCAAAUGGGCAUUUGAUAUCUUAUAAGAACAGCUUUUUUUCCUCCCAUGGUAGUCUUCUUUAUAUGUCAUACAGAAAGUGGUUAAAAAGGACAUAACUAAGAGCUUGCAAGAAACACUGCAAUAAGAUAUCUUUACCAUUCUUUUCCUCUUUCUUAGUUCUUGUAUCACUUAACAAAAAUUUAGUAACGCCUUAAUUCUAAUUUUAUUUUUACAGUUGUCCCAAAACUUAUCUGCCUAGAAUGGUCUCCUGAGUUAAUGUUGAUUACCAAGAGAGUUAACCUAAUUCAAAUUGAUUUUCAGUAACCUACAUAACAGAGUAGGCUGGCAUGAAUGGAAGACUGCUAGUGAGAGUAUUGUUCUUGGUUGUACUAUCAUUCUAAUGGGAUGCCUGUAGAAGCGAUGAAUCAGGAUUCCAAAGAACAUUUGAUGCAACUGUUUCUGUCUAUUCACAGAUAAACUACUCCCCUUAUAGAGAAGGAUGACAUGGAAUAAAGGAAAAUAAUUUCAUACAUUGACCACUAAGACUUACAAUAAUUUUAUUCUGAAUAAUCUGUACUGUAACAAACAAACAUUUUUUCUGCACUGAAUCCUUAUUGCUUGCUUAUUGUGAGGCUUGACUGCACAUUUCUUGGAUACAUAUGAAAUUGGGUAUCUUGAAAAAAAUGAGGACAAAAAUAUGUUCCAAUUAAUGCUUCAGCUUAAUGCAUUAAUACUUCUAAUUCAUUAGAGAAAUUAAUAUGUGUCCAAGAUGCACUGAAAGGAGGUUACCCUUUAGAACAGGGAUAGGUGAUGUUUAGUUCAUGGGUUGUCUAAGACUUGCAAAGUAAUUUGCAACCACAGGCAAUGAUGAGCUGAAAGCUAGGUACAGCAACCUCCCACUAUUUAAAUUCUAUAAGUUAAUAAUUUUGUAUGGCUUACAAAUAUUCAAGUGGGCCUUGGCAGAAAAAAAAUGUUUCCUGCCUCUGCUUUAGAAUAUAUUUUACUUUUGAGAUUUUUUUUUUUUUUACCUAUAUGCCAUUCUUUCAAAGAAUAAUGAGAAACCUUGUUUAUUGUAUUUCACAGGGCUACAAAAUGAACAUUUAAAGUGGAAAAUAGGUGGUGUCUUUUUAGAAAUUCAUCUUGUAGUUUGGAAAGUUAUAGGUAGAAUUGUCAUGAGGAUUUCACAUACAUAUGUAUAUGAAUACCUUAUAUUGCAAUUCAUAGGGGUUAUUUGCUUUCCUGUUUCCUUCCAACAUAGUGUAAAAAAACUCCUGGCUCUGGCAUCUGAGGACCUUGCUUAAAAUCCUGCUUCUGACAAUACUUAUGUGACUUUGGGCAAGUCAUUUAAUUUCAUGAAUGUCAUUUUCCUCAACUGCAAACUGAGAGAGUUGGAUUAGAUGGUUACAAAAGCUGUUUCCAUCCCUAUAGAUCUACAGUACUAUGAACCACUUCUUGUCCUCCCAAAAGAAGCUGAGCAGUAGUUCUCAAUGUUCUUUUGUUAGCUUUUGUUACUUUGCCACUCUUUUAUUUAAUUUCACCAUAUGGCCACUUACCUUUAAAAAGAAAAAAAAAGGAAGAAUUUCUGUACUGUUAAACGGUAACAUUAUCACAUUUAUUUAGUUCCUAUCUUCUAGGUAUGGGGAAUGUGAUAUUGAGAGUACCAUUUUCCCUUACUAUUCCCUGGAGAUUUGCUAAUAAAGAGAAUAAUAGAAAAAAGAUAUGAAACAAAAAAGAACCAAUACAAGAAAGGAGGUAUAAGUGACCAAGAAAAUGGCAGAAGUAACGGUAAGAAAAGAAGAUUAUGCUGGUUUGGUUCUUCACUUUAAAAACCAUGCUGAAGAGAUAAGCUUUUAAGGUCUCUUCAAUUAAGAAUAAAGGUAACUUUUUUUUUUUUUUAGAAGAGUGGUGGAGGAGAAUUAUCAGUAAUUUUUGCAAAUUAGAGCAGGAAGAAAUUGAUAAUUGCAUUAUUACCUUGUGGAAAAGAUGUACUUUUGAGGACCCAGACAGAUCUUUGUCCAAACAAUGGACAAAUUCCAGUAAUAGUACUUGACACAGUAAAUCAAUGGGGAAAAGAUAUAGAAGAACUUCCAUUCUUUGGAGCUAAAUAGAUACUUGCUUGAAUUGGGGUCAAACUUUUAAUUAGUUUCUAUUAAAUUAGCUGUUUUCUCCCUUUUUACCAUUAGAAUGCACUAAAAAUAUAGAUACCUUAAUUUAUUUCUCAAUUGAUAAAAUUAGGAUCAUUUUAAAGGGAAUUUAUAUAUAAAACAAGUAGCUGUAUGACAAGUACAUUGGUUAUCUGUAGACUUAUUUAGAAGCUUAUCUUCAAAAUACAGCAAUUUGUGAAUUUGCAUUUUGUUUUCCAUUGCUAAAUUUUCUCCUUUUUAAUUAUAGGAAUAAUAUAAUUUUAUUCUUAUGUCUUCAAAGUAUGUAUCAAAACAGAUGCUUCCUAAAAUUAUUUUACUUAUGUACUGAAAAAUGCAAAUAAUAAAUGCAUCCCAUGUUGAACUUUG
Antechinus flavipes (yellow-footed antechinus) is the source of this 7942-nucleotide messenger RNA. It is a transcript of the gene MYO6, whose product is annotated as myosin VI. Gene Ontology annotation, biological process: actin filament organization; inner ear morphogenesis; endocytosis. Gene Ontology annotation, cellular component: myosin complex; endocytic vesicle; ruffle. NCBI's taxonomy places the organism in Eukaryota, Metazoa, Chordata, Mammalia, Dasyuromorphia, Dasyuridae. Gene Ontology annotation, molecular function: actin filament binding; microfilament motor activity; ATP binding. The transcript is spliced from 33 exons. Bases 16 to 3843 code for a protein of 1275 amino acids. The record is from RefSeq and is a predicted model, not a curated record.